This is a messenger RNA of Trichophyton verrucosum HKI 0517, 1071 nucleotides long. RefSeq lists its product as uncharacterized. Lineage: Eukaryota; Fungi; Ascomycota; Eurotiomycetes; Onygenales; Arthrodermataceae. Gene Ontology annotation, molecular function: ATP binding; protein serine/threonine kinase activity. The transcript is spliced from 4 exons. The record is from RefSeq and is a predicted model, not a curated record. Gene Ontology annotation, biological process: protein phosphorylation; mitotic DNA damage checkpoint signaling. The coding region runs from base 1 to 1071 and encodes 356 amino acids. Gene Ontology annotation, cellular component: nucleus; cytoplasm.
AUGCAGUCACAAGGUACACUCUUCUCUCUAGCCGUCCGUUCUUGCAAGAAUUGGGCAUGUUUAAACCUCCGGGGCCCGAAAUUUUCAAACUCCAGGCUAGCUGCAUCAGGCCAAACCCGCACAAUAUCGACAGCCCCGAUAAACUCUGGAGAAUAUAUCGGCGAGUCUGGCCGGAAUUACAAGAUUGAACGGACUCUCCAGGAGGAGACAUUCCCUCCACGCCGGGUUUGCCUUGCUAAUGCUGCCAGUGACAAGUUCAUCCUAAAGUACAUCCAUCCAGUUAACUUCAGUAACCUUCGGGAACUAAACUGUAAACUACUUGGUACUGGCCAUGUCCGUCUCCCACAAGACAUACUCCCAGAGAAAUCAAUGUUCGUUUUUGAGUAUUUCACUGGCCAUCUCUUACGACUUGCUCAGAAUGAUCUGCCUCUACAAGUCACCAAAAGGAUUCUUAAAGAUGCCCUGCGUGGGCUAGCGGAGCUCCAUAACAGGGAUAUUGUCCAUACGGAUAUCAAGGCAGAUAACAUAUUCAUCGACUGGAAAGGCGAUGGCAAAGAUAUCAACGUGGAGCGAGUUCAGCUGGGAGACCUUGAAGAUGCUGCUUACAUUCCUCCCGGGUCAGCGAUGAUUGGAAAGCAAGCAGGAAACGAGAUGUGGAGGAGUCCCGAAGCCCAUGCAUCAGGGCCUGUGAAUAAACCAUCUGACAUCUUCUCUUUUGCUCUUGUCUGCAUUUAUGCAGUACACAAACGGGUCAUCUUUGCGGUUGGGGAGGAGGAGUUGGAGGAAAGGAUAAACCCGUUGUCUAUUAUAAUAGAACGGCAAAUUUCAUACUUUGCAAAUGAAGAUGGCAUAGAUGGGCUUGUCAAAUACCUAGGAGACAGUCCUUGGGUCCACAUUUUCCAAGUCAUCCGAGAUGGCUUCAACAGCGACAACCCACGGAGGCCGUUUGCUCUUUGGAAGGAUGUUGAUGGGGAGUUUAAGAGCCUUAUUUGUGCCAUGACCAAUUUAGAUCCAGAGAAGAGAAUCACUGUCGAUGAAGCGCUGGCACACAAGUGGUUUGAAGGAGUUUAA